AUGAAAAACCUUAACAUCAUAACGAACAAGAUAGUUGAGGAGAGGGUGAAGGAAUACUGCAGGAAGAUCGAGGAACAGAAAUUAAAAAAUGUAAAACCAACCAUACAAUUUGACAGAACCAAAAUAAGCAUAAACAACCGCAAGAAGUUGUACCUGGCUAAAUUGAGAAAUGAAGAGAUCGAGAGAAAUAAUAAUAUAUUAAAGAAAAAGUUAGAGGGUAUUAACAAACGAGAAAAGAAAGUCGCAGAACAGAUAAAGAAAACAUUUACACAACAACAAGUCAAUGCAAACAAGAAAAACUUCUUGUUCGAUAAUAUUAAGAAAGCAAAAAUUAGAAAAGAAAAAAAAAAUGUCAAUCAUGUAAAUGUGAAUUCUACAACAAAUGAGAAAGCUUCCGCUCCAAAAGUAAAAAUCCUAUAUAAAGGAUAUAUGGAUGAUAGUCAAAAAAGUUGUAAAUUCUACACAGAACUGAAAGUUGAUGACGAAGGAAAUUUAAGUGUCCUCACCUUAAAUCUAAAAAAUAAACGGAUAAAAAAAUUCUCUUGUAAUAAGGAAAAGCAUUACGAAUUAUUAAAUGAUUUAGGAACUUAUGAAGAAAUUGCAAAAAAAAUAUCUCAUCAGGAAGAAGAAGCGGAUAUAGAGAAAGCAAAGAGAUUAAGAAAAAAUAGAAAACAAGCCACAAAUAAGAUUAACUGUCGUGAUGUUAACGGGUGUGGUAUUCCAAAGUUGAAUGUUAAUGAAAAUGAAUCUAAUGGGAAACCGAUAAGAAUCAAACAUCGGGUAAUGUUGGAGAAUGUGGAAAAGACUUGUGACUUUUACAUAAAAAAAUACUUCAAUGAUCAAGUGGAAGAUGUAAAUGCAACAUUGUACGCAAAGAACAAUGAAGAGAAUUCAAACAUAAAUAAUAAUAAUAAAAACAAUUUUAAUUUUAAAAAAGGAAAGAAUUCUUUUCUUUUAAUUAAAAACGAUUUGUUAUACAAGUCCAAAAUUAACCAAGCUCAGGCACUCUUGAUUUUUAAAAAAAUAAAAGAAAAACUUAAAAGAAAUAACAACAAUAUGAACUAUACCUUGAAAACGGAGGAAGCAGUUCGCGCAGGAAAACAUACAGACAAAGGAACCAACUCAAAGAACUUAAUUGCAAGUCCCAACCAUGUUGCUAUUACUGGACAAGGCGACGAUAAAAAGAUUCAUUCCAGUUCCAAGCUCGAAAGUAGACAUGAACAAAUGGUGAUGCAGGAACCUGCUACGAUGCAGAAGAGCGAAAAGCCAUACGAAAUGACAGUAGAUGCAGCUUCCAGAAAAAUAGAAGCAAUCGAAUCUGCAGAAAACGAAAAAGAUACAUGUCUCCCUUUCGAAAAAAGUUUCACUAAGGAUUUACGCAAAUGGAGAGUUACACUAAAUGAGCACGCACCGAGCGAAGUGAAAGAACACAAAGAAGCAGAUGCAGUUGUAGAAGUGAAGAACGAAGCAGAUGCAGGUGUAGAAGUUAAGAACGAAGCAGAUGCAGGUGUAGAAGUGAAGAACGAAGCAGAUGCAGGUGUAGAAGUUAAGAACGAAGCAGAUGCAGGUGUAGAAGUUAAGAACGAAGCAAAUGCAGAUGCAGAAGUGGACGUGCAGAAAGAAACUGAUGCAGAUGUAGAAGUGGACGAGAAGAAAGAAGCAAAUGCAGAUGAAGAAGUGGAAGUGCAGAAAGAAGCAAAUGAAGAUGUAGAAGUGGACGUGCAGAAAGAAACUGAUGCAGAUGUAGAAGUGGACGAGAAGAAAGAAGCAAAUGCAGAUGAAGAAGUGGACGUGCAGAAAGAAGCAAAUGCAGAUGUAGAAGUGGACGUGCAGAAAGAAACUGAUGCAGAUGUAGAAGUGGACGAGAAGAAAGAAGCAAAUGCAGAUGAAGAAGUGGAAGUUCAGAAAGAAGCAAAUGAAGAUGUAGAAGUGGACGAGAAGAAAGAAGUAAAUGUAGAAGUAGAAGUGAAGAACGAAGCAGAUGCAGUUGUCGAUGAAGCUGUAGAGGCGGGCGGUCUCAAAGCAGAGAAUCACCACGCCGAGGAAGGAUCAGACACGAACUUGCCAAAUGAGCAGGCAAAUAACCAAGGUACGUUGAAUGAAAACUGUGGAGAGGGAUGA
Plasmodium gonderi is the source of this 2121-nucleotide messenger RNA. RefSeq lists its product as hypothetical. NCBI's taxonomy places the organism in Eukaryota, Apicomplexa, Aconoidasida, Haemosporida, Plasmodiidae. The record is from RefSeq and is a predicted model, not a curated record. The transcript has 6 exons. Bases 1 to 2121 code for a protein of 706 amino acids.